AUGGACCUCUGGCCAUGCGGGCGUCUCCCUGCAGCAUCGGGUAAUGAUCCUCCUACACCAUCCCCGGAUCCAACAAUCAGUUCCGGUCAAAUAUCUCAUCUUACACAAACGUAUGCUGUCGCCGACUUCGAUAGAAUCCGCACUCUCAGCCAUGCGCAGACCGACGAGUUCAUGAACUGGCCCUUCCCAGCCGAGAGACGUCUGCCAGAUAUUGGCGUCUACUUGGCGCUCAAGACUUUAUCUGUGGUGGAGCGCUCUGAGCGCUAUCCUGUUGAUUUCGACUGGCGUGGAAAUAUCCGAGUGGGCCGCAAACCCUGUGGAGAGCCCGUCAUCGUACAGGCUUACGGUCUCUUCUGGAUUCCUGUAUGGAAAAAGUCAAUUAUUCUCUGCGGCGAAGAGUUGAGUGAAAGACACGGCUGGGUUAUCAGACCCCCACCUUCCUCGGAGCUCUCAGAGCUUGAGCCUGCAUUCUACGCGGGGCUUGUGCUCCUCCCCUCGGACUAUCAGAAACGGAAGUAUGUGGAAUUCUUGCGAUGGGACUAUGGCCGCGCUAUCAACGCCAAAUGGGAUCAGCGGGUUACUGAGCUCAACGCUCAUACCGAUUUCACACGUGGCUGGGAGCAAAGAGUUCUCGAACUCACCAAUGCUCGCAGUCCAAGGUUCAAAGUCAUGCGGACCAUUCCAGGUUUUCGAAUGACCGCUGUCAAUCCCAUCGUGGACAUUGACUGCAGCCAUGCUCCUAUUUCCUGUAUCCCGAAUCAUGCUACGCUACGCAACCUGCCAUGGCAGGCUGAUCCCUGGGCUCCGCACCCACGAACUGAUAAUUGGUCCUUCGAUCCGCUCCUCCAGAGACCGUUCAAUCCUCUCCCAGUUCAAUUAAUAGCUACCCGUUACGACUGGACCAACCUUCGUAAUAGUCCUGUUUAUGAUAAUUGGCUUGUGCUAUUCGCCGAAAUCAUGUGGCGGGUCAAAUCCGAGCCUGAGCAAUCGGCGUUCAGGGCAUUUAGCAAAGCACUCGUUCAUCGUUGUGAGAUUUUUAGCUCAUUUCCCGAUUCGGCAAAGGGUUUCAAUAUGCUGUCUUUUAAGCAAAUCUCCCUUGACGGACCGGGAGGUUUGCGAACCCUUCAAUUUAUGGAAAGCUGGAAUGAUGCUCAGCAAAAGGUUCGCAGACUUGGAGACACUCGUCUCACGAAUAUCUUCACCCAUUUCCUUUGUGCCAUGCAGGUUCCAUGCCUAGCAGUCAGACCCUUGCGUCCUGCCGCAGUGCAUGAGCUCUCUAACUAUCUACGCGCUUCCUUGUCCUUCAGCUAUGAGAGUUUCUUGGAAUUUCUGAGAAGUGCCCCUCGCCGUGAACGCUCAUAA
This is a messenger RNA of Penicillium maclennaniae, 1362 nucleotides long. RefSeq lists its product as uncharacterized. The transcript has a single exon. The record is from RefSeq and is a predicted model, not a curated record. Lineage: Eukaryota; Fungi; Ascomycota; Eurotiomycetes; Eurotiales; Aspergillaceae. The coding region runs from base 1 to 1362 and encodes 453 amino acids.